UCAGCCAAAGUCCGGCUUGCUCGCCGUAGCUCUGCGUAACGUACUGGUAUCACAUUCUUUUGUGAUACAUUCCCGUCGGCUGUCGCAGUUCCACAAUUACUCAAGGAAGGAUUCACCAGCUUCGUAUCAGAUUAGGCCUAGCUGCUUCCUGCUGCCGUUUUUUUUCCAUUGGUGAUAUCGACGCACGAUCGUCGAUAACUUUCCGACUCCGCCAUGUAUAACAUAUUAGCGGGAUUGAAGGAAUAUUUCCGGCGACAGGAGAUUGUGACGGAUAACGUGGUCUUUCGACUCCAUUAUAUUUUCACCACCGUCUUGUUGAUUGCCUUUUCAUUGCUUGUGACGGCCACCCAGUACGUAGGCAACCCGAUUCAAUGCAUCAACGAUAAUGAUAUUCCUAUCCAUGUUAUCAAUACAUACUGCUGGAUCUCUACUACUUUUACCAUUCCGUCUUCAUUUAUGAGGUCGGUCGGAAGUGAAGUUCCUCACCCAGGUCUCGGUGCUGGACUGCACGACAGCAAAGAUCAGAAACACUACGCCUACUACCAAUGGGUUUGCUUCAUUCUGUUUUUCCAGGCCAUUUUGUGCUACGUCCCUAGAUGGCUCUGGAGUGCUUGGGAAGGUGGUUUGAUGCAAACCAUUGUCCUGGGCUUGAACUCUGGCUUGAAGACGGUUGAAGAGCGCACGGUCAAGAAAAGAAUUUUGAUCGACUAUCUUUUGCUUCACUUCAAGCAACACAACAUGUACGCUAUUCGCUACUGGUUUUGUGAAGUACUCUGUCUUGUAAAUGUCAUCGGUCAACUUUAUCUGAUGAAUCGCUUUACUGGUGGCGAAUUCUUUUCGUACGGUCUUAAAGUUCUAUCAUUCGCCAAUGCUGAUCAAGAAGACCGUUUUGACCCUAUGGUUUAUGUCUUCCCACGGGUUACCAAGUGCACGUUCCAUAAAUUCGGUUCGUCCGGUACCAUUAGCCGACAUGACUCUAUGUGCGUUCUAUCCCAAAACAUUAUCAACGAAAAAACGUACAUCUUUUUGUGGUUUUGGUUCAUCAUUAUGGCAACUCUCCUCUCAUUGCUGGUCGUCUACAGAGCCAUCUUGUUAGCAGUUCCUCGUGUUAGGCCAUUGAUUCUCCACGCCCGCAAUCGCUUUGUUCCGUCUGAGGUUAUUGAUGGAAUCACAAGCAAAUUGGAGGUCGGUGACUGGUGGAUCCUCUACAUGCUGGGACGCAAUCUAGAACCCUUAGUGUAUCGAGAAGUAGUCUCAGAAUUGUCCAAGAAGGUCGAGACAAAUGAAAGUAACAACGCGUGACUAGCACGCCCCGACUCAACCACUUCCACCAAUACAGGGCCUUAUGAAGAUCUGCGAGCCGCCGUGGCAGAGGCUUCUGAAGAUACCUUGGUUUAGUCGGGCCUCGGACGCCGCCUAACACUGAACAUUCAAAUUCUAUUUCAUAUCAUACCUAUGAAGGGGCUUAUAAAAAUAAUAAUGAUCCAUGUAGAGAAUGUCCCAUUCAAAUUUUUAUCAGGUUCGGAAACAAUCGGAAUGUGACCAGAUCUAUUUUUCUUCCAGAACUGCAUUGCGCCAUAAGUGCACAUAGCGUUCAAUUUGAGUUGAAUUCUUCCAAUUGACGAUAUUUUUAUAAGCUGCAUUCAACUUCUCGUUUUUAGUUUUUUUUUGUGUGAACUUUCUGUCUUUUUUUUCAACCAUUUUCCUUUUUCGAAUCAUCGUUGACUGAAUCUUUGGGAUUAGUUCUUUAUAUCGUCGAUGCGUUUAUUGCAAUUAUCGGUGGGCGGAUGUGUCCUGCGUUCAGAUUUUUUUACAAGAGGAUGCAAUAAAUCGGCUUCUUUUCCUAA
Molecule: messenger RNA, 1847 nt
Organism: Daphnia carinata
Lineage: Eukaryota; Metazoa; Arthropoda; Branchiopoda; Diplostraca; Daphniidae
Gene: ogre
Product: innexin inx1-like
Exons: 8
Coding region: 214-1302 (362 amino acids)
Cellular component (GO): gap junction; plasma membrane
Molecular function (GO): gap junction channel activity
Source: RefSeq, a predicted model, not a curated record